Chondrus crispus (carragheen) is the source of this 123-nucleotide messenger RNA. RefSeq lists its product as hypothetical. The record is from RefSeq and is a predicted model, not a curated record. The transcript has a single exon. NCBI's taxonomy places the organism in Eukaryota, Rhodophyta, Florideophyceae, Gigartinales, Gigartinaceae. Bases 1 to 123 code for a protein of 40 amino acids.
AUGGAAAUUUUCAAUCUCAGUUUUACUCUACGUCCAGAGAGUUUGUGGGCAAACGGAGAAAAGACAGCGUGUUAUUUUACGGAAAUCCUUUAUGUAUUCAUGUCAAUAAACAUACAUACGUAA